Messenger RNA from Camelus dromedarius (Arabian camel), 1632 nucleotides. RefSeq names its product ectonucleotide pyrophosphatase/phosphodiesterase family member 7. The transcript has 6 exons. Lineage: Eukaryota; Metazoa; Chordata; Mammalia; Artiodactyla; Camelidae. Bases 1 to 1632 code for a protein of 543 amino acids. The record is from RefSeq and is a predicted model, not a curated record.
AUGGGAGCGGGCUGUGAACUCAGCGAUGUGAGCGUGGGAGGCUCUGGUGACAUGAUGGGGCCUGGGGCCCUCACGCUGCUGCUGCCCGUCCUGCUGGGCUGGGCCAGCUGCCAUCCCAUCCCAGGGAGGAAGAGCUUCCACAAGUUGCUGUUAAUCUCCUUCGAUGGGUUCCGCUGGGACUAUGAUCAGGACGUGGACACCCCCAACAUGGACCACCUGGCCCAGGAGGGCGUGAAGGCCAAGUAUCUCACACCACCCUUCGUGACAAUGACUUCCCCAUCCCACUUCACUACCAUCUCGGGUCGUUGGAUUGAAGAUCACGGAGUCAUUCACAACAUGAUGUUUAACACAGAGACACUCAAGAAGUACUCCUACAAGACCACACAGAACAAGACUGAGUGGUGGGACAAUGGUGUUCUUCCCCUCUGGAUCACAGCCCAGAGACAGGGGAGGAAAACAGCAUCAUUCCACUAUCCGGGGGGAGGCGCCACGUACAAAGGGGAGGCUGUCCAGCGGUCCCUGGUGGAGUCAUACACCCACCCGAACAGCAAUGAGACAGAGUGGAGGGAGAACAUUGAUAUCGUCAUGAACUGGUUCACCAAGGAAGACUUCGACUUCGUGACUCUGUACUACGGAGAGCCAGAUAGUGUGGGACACCGCUAUGGGCCUGAGACAGAGAACAGGAGGGUGAUGAUUCAGCAAAUCGACAGGACCAUUGGGUACCUGGUGGAAGCCAUUGAGAGGUACGGCUUGACAGAGCACCUCAACGUCAUCAUCACAUCAGAUCACGGCAUGACCACCGUGAAAAAGAAGCCCAAUGUCACUGAGAUCCUCCUGACCGACUACAUCAGCUUCCAGGACUUGGUCAAGUUUGAUAUCGUGGACUACGGCGGUUUUGGGAUGCUCCUGCCCAAACCAGGGCAAGAGGAAGUGAUGUACCAAGCACUGAAGAAUGCACACCCUCACCUCAAUGUCUACAAGAAGGAGGAAUUUCCGGAACACUUCCAUUUUGCCAAACACGAGCGGGUCCUGCCAAUUGUGAUGUACGGUGACUCUGGUUAUAGCAUCAGUGGGCAACUUAUAUUAUAUUUUAACAAAGGAGAUCAUGGCUUUGACAAUGUCUAUAUGGACAUGAAGACCAUAUUCAGAGCUUUUGGGCCAGAUUUCAAGAAGAAUCACCUGGCUGAGCCUUUUGACAGCAUCCACAUCUACCCCCUCAUGUGUAAGCUCCUGGGGAUUACCCCUGAGCCCCACAAUGGCUCCCUGGCAGUCACCCAGGAAAUGCUUGUGGACACUUACAACCAGCAGUCAGGUUCAGAUCUGAGGUAUGACUUUAUGAUCUUUGUCCCUCCCAAGAGCCCAUACAUGAAGAUAACGGUAUCUUCUGUGUGCAGACCCUCGAGGUGUUGGAACAGCGAGAAAGAUUACCUGGCCCUCGGCCUGACUGGACGCUCCCCGGGAGCCUUCGCUGCCCCGCCCAGAGGAACCUGGCGCCAAAUCCUGACUCCGCCCACCGAAGCCCGGUCCCGCCCCUUCCCGACCCUGGGCCCGCCUCCCGGGGCCCCCGGCAACGCCUGGGCGGCUGCCUCCUCAGCACCUCCUCUCGCGCCACCUGCUGGCACCGCCUCCUGA